CUGUUGCGUACCCGGAAGCAGUCAAUAUCGCGAAGCUAAAUGGUAGUUUGUGUAACGGUACUUAACUGAAAAAGUCAUAAUGAAAUAACUAAUCUGCGGUGCAAGUGUGCAUUGCAGGAGUGGAAAUGCAUGGAAGUACUGUCCGUUGCCACACCUCCCCAUGCUGAGACACUGUUUCUCGUUGUCCUCUUCUUCGAGAAGGAAACAAGAGAACACCGCUGAACUUGGAGGAAGUUUUAUCUGCUGCAAAAUGAAAGAUAUGUCGUUAGCUCAAACCUCCUCCCCUCUACAAUACAGACUUCCUGGACGCACGAAACUUGCAGACUCUGUCCAAAGGAAGAAGGUGUUGAAUUACACUCAUCAUUUAAUUCACAGCAUGUUUAAGACUGUAUUUGCUUCUCUGCCAUGGCGACUGUAAGGAGGGGAGUUCAUAGAGCACAAAGUGGAUUAUCUUGAGAAGUUGCUGUGUAACCUAGAAGAGAAGUCGCUGUGAUUUGACCUGGAUUUUCUCAAUCGGUGCUAAAAUAGCUAGCCAGCUAGCUAAUUUAAUCGGACAAAUCCCUCUCUGUCUCUCUCCACACCUAUUUUUUGUGGUACCUUCCCGUUUCGCGGUAGCAUAAUGCAGUGUCGACUUGCAAAUAUUUAAAUUCAGCAGGAACGAGGAAAAGCUGUCGCGCCCUGUUUGCUGAAACGAUAUUCGAGUUUUCCUGCGGUUACUUGCACUGUUAGUUUUAUCUGACUUAGUGAAGUAGCCCACUAGUUUUCAAUCGUUCUGUUUUAGUCAAAUACGCUUCCAGUUUGGAAAUGAACAAGCUUGUGUUCAUUCACACUGUUGCUGUAAUUUCUAUGAAAGUGGAAUAUUCGGAGCUGGCCUUUACGACAAGUCUAUGAAGUGAAGAAGGGAAAAGUGGGACACUAUGGCACUAUUUGGGCGACGGAACCGGUCAAAGUUGAUACUUUGUAUUCUUGCCGCUUUUCUUGUCGGCUACUUAAUCUUUCACAGAAACAAUGCAAAAGAAGUCGGAGUGGCGAGUAGACGAAGAGUGCCAACUGUUGGAUAUCCAGAGGACAAUGAACUGUUAAAAAGACCGGUUUAUGAAAAACCACCGUUGGAUAUGAGUGCUCUGGGUGAGAUGGGAAGAGCUGUAAAACUCAACUUGAACGGGGACGAGAAAAGAAAAGAAGAGGAAAGCAUAGCGAAGCAUCAAAUUAAUACCUAUGUGAGCGAUAAGAUAUCCCUUCACCGCAGGUUAUCUGAAAGAUGGAAUCCACUCUGCCGAGACCUGAAGUACAGCUACGCGAGCCUCCCGUCUACUUCGGUGGUGAUCGCCUUCUACAACGAGGCGUGGUCCACACUGCUGCGGACCGUUCACAGCGUCCUGGAGACCUCGCCCGACGUCCUGCUCCGGGAGGUCAUCCUCGUCGACGACUACAGCGACAGAGAUCACCUGAAGCAGCGGCUGGAGGACUACGUCUCGGGCCUGCGGAAGGUGCGCCUGAUCCGUGCGCGCAAGCGGGAGGGCCUGGUGCGCGCGCGGCUCCUCGGGGCGUCCAUCGCCACCGGCGACGUGCUCACCUUCCUGGACUGCCACUGCGAGUGCCACGAGGGCUGGCUGGAGCCGCUGCUGCACAGAAUUAAGGAAGAGGAGACGGCGGUGGUGUGUCCCGUCAUCGACGUCAUCGACUGGAACACCUUCCAGUACCUGGGGAACCCUGGGGAGCCCCAGAUCGGGGGGUUCGACUGGAGGCUGGUCUUCACCUGGCACAGCGUUCCGGAGUACGAGCAGAAGAGGCGGAAGUCUCCCACCGAUGUCAUCAGGUCUCCCACCAUGGCCGGAGGUCUGUUCGCGGUCAGCAAGACCUACUUCCAGUACCUGGGCACCUACGACACGGGGAUGGAGGUGUGGGGCGGAGAGAACCUGGAGUUCUCUUUCAGGAUCUGGCAGUGCGGGGGCAGCCUGGAGAUCCACCCCUGCUCCCACGUGGGGCACGUCUUCCCGAAAAAGGCCCCCUACUCCCGCAGCAAGGCCCUGGCCAACAGCGUGCGUGCCGCCGAGGUCUGGAUGGACGGCUACAAGGAGCUGUACUACCAUCGCAACCCCCACGCCCGCCUGGAGGCCUACGGAGACGUGAAGGACCGGCGGAAACUCAGAGAGAAGUUGGGCUGCAAGGACUUCAAGUGGUUCCUGGAGAACGUCUAUCCCGACAUUCAGGUCCCCGAGGACCGGCCUGGGAUGUUUGGGAUGCUAAAGAACAGAGGGAUGGAAAACUACUGCUUCGACUACAACCCGCCAGAUGAGAACAAAGUAGUGGGUCACCGGAUCAUUCUGUACCCGUGCCAUGGCAUGGGACAGAACCAGUUCUUCGAGUACUCCUCGGACCACGAGGUGCGCUUCAACACGCGGCAGCCGGGGGGCUGCGCGGCGGCGGAGCCCGGCUCCGGGUACCUCACCCUGCGCCCGUGCCGGGUGCCCCAGCAGGCCGUGCCGGAGGACCAGAAGUUCGUCCUCAGAGAGGAUGGGUCCUUCUUCAACGCGCAGACGAAGCAGUGCGUAGAGGCGGUGGUGAAGUCUGACAACGGCAGCCCCGCCCCGGCCCUCCGACCCUGCUCCGGCUCCGCCCACCAAAUGUGGUUCUUCGAGGAGCGGUCGUAACCCAGCGGGGUGCGGCUGAACUGUGCGAUGGAGCGUACGGGCGGCCCCGUCCCGCCUCCCAGCAAACCCCUCCCCUUUAAGACUGAUGUUGAAACGGCAGCUCCGAGACCCACGCGCAUCACUGUGUGCUACUGUCCCCGCUCCCGCUGUGUCCUGAGCACCGGACCGCUGCAGCUCUGCAGCUUACCGAAGGGCCCUGCGGAGGGUGUCGGCCUCCGGCCUGUCAGCCUUCAGGCUCGCACUCGUUUUUCACAGACUCAUUCAUCCACGAUUGGACAGUGACUUUUGUAAAGAGGUGCGGUGCAGGGUUUUUCUUUAGGGAUUAAUUACCUGGGUGACAGCGUUGCCCCUGGGUAACUGCAUUGCCCCUGGGUACCUGCAUUGCCCCUGGGUACCUGCAUUGCCCCUGGGUACCUGCAUUGCCCCUGGGUACCUGCAUUGCCCCUGGGUAACACCAUUGCCCCUGUGUAACUGCAUUGCCCCUGGGUAACUGCUAUGCCCCUGGGCACCUGCAUUGGCCCUGGGUAACAAAAUUGCCCCUGUGUAACUUCAUUGCCCCUGGGUACCAGCAUUGCCCCUGUGUAACUGCAUUACCCCUGGGUAACUGCUAUGCCCCUGGGCACCUGCAUUGGCCCUGGGUACCUGCAUUGCCCCUGUGUAACUGCACUGCCCCUGGGUACCUGCAUUGGCCCUGGGUAACAAAAUUGACCCUGUGUAACUUCAUUGCCCCUGGGUAACUGCAUUACCCCUGUGUAACUCCAUUGCCCCUGGGUAACUGCUAUGCCCGUGGGUAACUCCAUUGCCCCUGGGUAACUGCUAUGUCCGUGGGUAACAGCAUUGCCCCUGGGUAACACACCAUGAGCUAUCGUGUUGCAGCUCUGAAUGGAGCUCAUGCUGUCCUUCAGUCACUCAGCUUGCCUGUGGAUACCCUACUUAGCUGCUCCGUGCUUCCAUUUGAAACCGCUUAUUUUUAUGAAGGUCGGUUUUCUCUCUAGCCCUUUCAUUGGUAUUUUUGGCCUGCAGCGGGAAUACUCCAAUCUGGCCCUCAAGGUCAGCAGUGCUGCUGCCUUUCUCUUCUGCCUGAUAGUCCUCAGUCCAGUAAUAUCACUGCUUGGCCACAGAUUACACUCUCCCGGUGUGUUAGGGUCUACCCCUGAUUAGUGGGGAGGACUGAAAACCAGCAGCACUACUGACCCGAGGGCCAGAUUUCAGUAUCCCUGGCCUACAGUGUGAUAUUGGCCUGUGUAGAAGCAUCUAAUCACUGAAUGCAUUUCCUGUGCAUGCCUCUAGGUGGAGCCAAUGUCUCUGGUUUUGCCUGUGCCCUCCAUGUUAAUUUACUGGAUAUAAAUCACAGCUGUUGUUAGGGGUUCUGCUUCAGGUCUGUAUGACCCGACAUCUUCAUGACAUCUCUUGAGUGACCCAGUUUUUUUCCUUUCUUCUUUUUAAUUUUUUACAGAAGUGCUAACUACUAAGUAAACCUGCUUAUUAGUGUACUACUGAACUAUCUUUAAGACUCAACAAACAGAAUGCACUUGGAAGUACACACGUACACCCCAGACCUUGGUACUGAGGAGAAACUUGAGUCUUAAUUAUUGUGAUGUAGUCAGUUAUGAUGCAUGUCAAGAUUUACAUGCAGAUUAUGAAAAUUGUUUUGAUGCUGUGGGAUAAAGUCACAAGUACUUUGCAAUCUGUACAAUGAAGUUAAAUAUUGCUUAAAAUUCUCAGAAGAGAAGUUGGAUGGAAAAUGCACAGAUUUCAGGUUUGGUCAAGGCUAUGUUUCACUGGCAGAAUCUGUUAAUUUUGUUUGACUAAUUAUUGAAUGUUUGCAAUUUGUCUUUUUUGGAGGCUUCAGUGAAAACUAACAUACUUGAUCAACUGCUUGUCCUAAUCAAUAGAUCAAUAAUUUAGAUAACAAUUAGUUAUUGUCUGUUAUUUAGAUUUAUGAGCAUACUUUCCAUGCCGAUCCCAAAUUGCUGUUGUGCUUUACUGCAAUCACACUGAAAAUGAAGUGCCUAAUCUUUAUGGGUGUAGCUACAUAGUCCUUAUGUUUAAUCGCCCCCAUUUAUAUGAAGUUCGCAGUUUUGCAUUGCACAAUACAAUAAAUAAGAACCAUUGAAUAUGCAGAAUAUUGGGCGCAAAAUUAAAUUUCCUGAAGGAAUUGCGUUGCUAACAAUUGAUAUGUCCAUUGAAAUAUUAUAUCUUGCUCGACAACUGUUAGGAUUCCAUGCACCACGUGGACUUGUGUAUCGUUGGGACAUAUUUGCACACUUUUUUAAAAGGCUUUGCUCGUCAUAUGUAAUGCAUCUAGUGUUGCACAUGGGAUUCCCUGUUGGUUCUGCGACCAUAUGUACCUUGUGGAGCUGAGGAGAUUGAAUGACCCGCCUCAUGGUUAUCGCUGAAAAUAAUUCCAUAACCCAGGUGCCCCCCCCCCCCCCAAUUUCCCCUUCUGUCCUCUCCUCUCCCAUGGUCCUUUGCAUCACCACUUCCAGAGCCUCUGCUGACAUGUGAUUGGUUGUAAAUCUGUGUGCACGAUGUGUCUGCGUGGCCCUUAUUGAAUGGUGCUAUUCAGACUGAGCAAGCCACAGUAUCCCGUACAGUGGCAUGAAUACACAUUCUAAUGUAAAGCGGCACUUUGCGCACAACCGCAUUAUGUACCUGGAUCCUGAUUCAAUCUAGCUACAGUGCUUUUUUUGCUUGAAGCGAGGAAUGUAAGCAAGUUUGACCUUUCUCUAUGCAAUGCAAUGUUUUUUUUAAAUUAAAGCUGUGGACUUGAUUGUCCAUCCUUUAGUUGUUUUUAAGGUUGUACUGGCAACCCUAUGCCCAUACAAAUGUAAUGGAUGAUAAAAAACUUGAUGUGUACGCUGGAAUCCAACCCACGGCGGAUUUUGUAUUCGCUUUUAUUUAUAGUUGUUAUUCAAGUUGCCUUAAUCAACAUCAAGAAAAUGAAGGAUUUGGGAUUUUUUUUUCCCCAAAUGAAGAGGUUUAGAGUGUUGCUGAAGAUUUUCACCAUUUCGUGCACCACCGUGUGCACCAUUUUGUAACUCUUGAACAUGGAAAGACUCUCUUCUUCUAAUGUACCUUCUCUCGACAUUUUGAAUUUAACAUGAAUAAAAUUCAAAUCUCAAAUUAAA
This is a messenger RNA of Anguilla rostrata (American eel), 5785 nucleotides long. RefSeq names its product UDP-N-acetyl-alpha-D-galactosamine:polypeptide N-acetylgalactosaminyltransferase 12 (gene galnt12). Bases 918 to 2654 code for a protein of 578 amino acids. The transcript is spliced from 10 exons. Gene Ontology annotation, molecular function: polypeptide N-acetylgalactosaminyltransferase activity. The record is from RefSeq and is a predicted model, not a curated record. Lineage: Eukaryota; Metazoa; Chordata; Actinopteri; Anguilliformes; Anguillidae. Gene Ontology annotation, cellular component: Golgi apparatus. Gene Ontology annotation, biological process: protein O-linked glycosylation.